This is a messenger RNA of Acipenser ruthenus (sterlet), 5728 nucleotides long. RefSeq names its product ribosomal protein S6 kinase alpha-1-like. Lineage: Eukaryota; Metazoa; Chordata; Actinopteri; Acipenseriformes; Acipenseridae. Gene Ontology annotation, biological process: positive regulation of DNA-templated transcription; protein phosphorylation; intracellular signal transduction. The coding region runs from base 688 to 2943 and encodes 751 amino acids. Gene Ontology annotation, molecular function: magnesium ion binding; ATP binding; ribosomal protein S6 kinase activity. The record is from RefSeq and is a predicted model, not a curated record. The transcript is spliced from 23 exons.
CCAGCAGACCAGAAAAGGUUUGCAGUUUCUCCUGAAGAGGGCGACCUUGGCGGCACAGCGUUACAUCAAGGGGGCUGGGUUUAGCGGUGCACGGGUCUGUCACUACUUGCUGCUGAAUGCAGUUCGGAGCGCCACGGAGAGACGCUUUUAGGCGGCACGGGGGGACUGGGUUGGAAGCAGAACCCCGAUGAAUAAGCUUGGUUAGGAUACAGAACGCACUAGUCUGUGGGGAGUCGCGUAUUGCAGGGAAAUUCUGCGGACAGUGGGUUAAGAAUUUAAGAAGAAAAGGCUAGCUAGGGAUUUAAGGUAGAGAGUUUCUUAUCAGUGCAUGUGCUGUGCAAUCAGUUAAAAAAAAAAACCUGCCUGUACCUGCAAGGGAGAGGCAACCUAAAGCGGGGAAAGUGCGGGAUAAGCAGCGAGGUUACACGGGUGAAUUUGCCAGAGCAUCGCUGAGUUAAAGGGGGAGACGCCAGCGUCGUUCAUACACAGGGAUUAUUAUUAUUAUUAUUAUUAUUAUUAUUAUUAUUAUUAUUUGUAAACGACUGAAUUGUGGGUUUGCGACCAUCACGGUUGCAGGAUCCGAAGGGCACCUCCUCGUACAAGCUGUAAGGUAUCGUUGUUUGGGCAGCUGGAAAUCUCGCUCGAUUGCAGACGUUUCCGUGAUCCUAGCUGUAGAUACCGCUCAAGAUGCCUCUUGCACAGCUAGCAGACCCCUGGCCCAAAAUGGAGCUCAUCCAUCUGGAAACUGAGAAUGGACAGGGCAGUGUGGAAGACGGUGUCCAACAAGAGGAUAAAACAGACAUAACUUGGAUAGAGAAGGACUUUGCCAAUAUAGCCACCACGGACGAUGGCGUUAUUAAAGAGAUCAACAUCACCCACCAUGUCAAGGAGGGCUCGGAAAAGGCAGACCCUUCUCAGUUUGAGCUUCUUAAAGUCUUGGGUCAGGGAUCCUUCGGAAAGGUAUUUUUAGUCAGGAAAACCACCCCACCAGAUGACAAGCAGUUAUAUGCCAUGAAGGUGCUGAAAAAAGCCACGCUCAAAGUGAGGGAUCGAGUCAGAACGAAAAUGGAAAGGGACAUUCUGGCAGAUGUGAACCAUCCAUUUGUUGUGAAACUGCAUUACGCUUUUCAAACCGAAGGGAAGCUCUACCUUAUCUUAGACUUUCUCAGAGGAGGUGAUCUUUUUACCAGGCUCUCCAAAGAGGUGAUGUUUACAGAAGAAGAUGUGAAAUUUUACCUGGCAGAGCUGGCCCUUGGCCUGGAUCAUUUGCACGGUGUAGGAAUCAUCUACCGGGACCUCAAACCCGAAAAUAUCCUGCUGGAUGAAGUGGGACACAUCAAGCUUACAGACUUUGGCCUGAGUAAGGAGGCUAUCGACCACGAGAAGAAGGCCUUCUCAUUCUGUGGGACGGUGGAGUACAUGGCCCCAGAGGUGGUGAACAGGCAGGGGCACAACCACAGCGCAGACUGGUGGUCUUAUGGGGUCUUAAUGUUUGAGAUGCUCACGGGUUCCCUGCCGUUCCAAGGGAAGGAUCGCAAAGAGACAAUGAACCUGAUCCUCAAAGCGAAGCUUGGGAUGCCCCAGUUUCUGAGUGCUGAAGCUCAGAGUUUACUGCGAGCUCUUUUCAAAAGGAAUCCAGCAAACAGAUUGGGAGCUGGGACUGAUGGUGCUGAGGCAAUUAAACGGCAUGUCUUCUACUCAACCAUAGACUGGAACAAACUGUUUCGUAAGGAAGUUAAACCUCCGUUCAGACCAGCUGUGGCCAGGCCAGAUGACACGUUUUAUUUUGACUCCGAGUUCACUUCCCGGACACCCAAAGACUCGCCUGGGGUUCCUCCGAGUGCUGGGGCUCACCAGCUGUUCCGUGGGUUCAGCUUCGUAGCCACAGGAAUGCUGGAAGACGAGGGCAAUGAAGUGCAGGAACUGAAACCCCUGCAUCCUGUGGUCCAGCAACUUCAUGGUAAGAACCUCCAUUUCAAUGACGGCUAUAACGUGAAGGAGGAUAUUGGAGUAGGAUCCUACUCUGUCUGCAAACGCUGCGUGCAUAAGACAACUAAUACAGAAUACGCUGUCAAGAUAAUUGACAAGAGUAAGAGGGACCCUUGUGAGGAGGUUGAAAUCCUCCUGAGAUAUGGGCAGCACCCCAAUAUCCUCACACUGAAAGAUGUGUACGAUGAUGGGAAGCAGGUGUACCUGGUGACAGAGCUGAUGAGAGGAGGGGAGUUGCUGGAUAAACUCCUGAAGCAGAAAUACUUCUCUGAGCGCGAGGCCAGCGCUGUCCUCUACACCAUCACGAAGACUGUGGAGUAUCUCCACUGUCAAGGGGUGGUGCACAGGGACCUGAAGCCCAGCAAUAUUCUCUAUGUGGAUGAGUCCGGGAACCCCGAGUCCAUAAGAAUCUGUGACUUUGGCUUCGCCAAGCAGCUCCGAGCCGACAACGGGCUGCUCAUGACACCCUGCUACACGGCCAACUUUGUGGCGCCCGAGGUUCUAAAGCGCAGAGGUUACGAUGAGGGCUGUGAUGUGUGGAGCUUGGGGAUAUUGCUGUACACAAUGCUAGCAGGAUACACUCCAUUUGCCAACGGCCCCGACGACACUCCAGAUGAGAUCCUAUCCAGGAUUGGAAGUGGCCACUUCAACAUCAAGGGAGGAAACUGGGACACAGUGUCUGAAGCUGCAAGGGACCUGGUGUCGAAGAUGCUCCACAUAGACCCUCACCGUCGCCUGACAGCCAAACAGGUCCUGAAGCACCCCUGGAUCAUCCAUCGGGACAAACUGUCUCAGAGCCAGCUUCAGCACCAGGACGCCCAACUUGUCAAGGGUGCCAUGGCUGCAACAUACUCUGCCCUGAAGACUUCCAAGCCUACCCCUCAUCUCAAGCCCAUUGAGGCCUCCAUUUUGGCACAGAGAAGAGUAAAGAAACUUCCUUCCACCUCCCUGUAAGGGCUUGAGCCAGGUCACCAUGGCAACAGCUCCCUCCCCAACGGCCUUCCCGACAGCGUGCGCGUUACGGACUCUCAGUGUCGUUUUAUUUGGCUUCAUUGACAGCAGAAUAGGAAUUAUUCAUGAGUCAGUGUGGUUGUUCUGGUCUUUCAGAUUUAUAAUUUAUCAACAGCAUGCUUCCAUUUCAGUAUGUGUUGAUGUGAUGAACACCUGCUUAAAGUAUGCUUUUGUGUUUUCGUUUUUGUAUUUUAUUUUUUUUUUUCAAACAAUGAACAUUUAUAUUUUUUCUUAAGUUUUUUAUCUUUUUUUUUUUUUUUUAAAUUAGGCAGCAUUAAGCACUUGUAGUGUCCCAGUUUGUUUUGAAACAGCACAAGGAAAUCACUUUUAGUGAUUGAAUAAAAGGAAAUCCAUAUAAGUCAAUUUACUGUUCAAGGUUUUUAGGUUGGCACAAGUCAUGGUCACUGGAAUUUUACAUGAACCACAAAAGGCGUCAUGCAUCAGACCAAUGUAAAUCUAUAUCUUUCUCACUAUCUGCCUAGGUUGAGUUUGUUUCAGUACAUUGAGAUCAAGUCUUUUGGGAGCAACAUUUCUUAUCGUCAUUUAUUUUAAACAGAAAUCCAUUCAAGUUUGGGUUCUUUACAUUUGUAGCUGUAUUUUUUUGUAUAGUAAUCCUGGGGUCAAAUUGUUUGUUUCAAAUAUAUGUCUCUUAUCAUGAUCACUGGGUUUGAUUUUUGAAUGCUGGUCAUUAUGGUUUACCAGAUUGCAGGAAUGAUUACAAAAUUGUACGAAUUUUAAAGCUGUGGAUUGUACUGUAUAGUGAUUGUCAAAUUUAACAAAGAGAAAAAUCAAUGCAGAUGUUGAUGUGAUCCAUACUGUAAUUUCAAAUCAAAUUCUGGGGUAAAACUAUUGGAGCAUUUUACAGCACUGGGGAAUCCCCUUGAAUUUCAUCAAUGAUCUAUUGGCGAAGUAACCACAGAUAAGUGGGCGAUUCCCUGGUGCAGUAAAAUGCUGUGGCUCAUCCCGGCUGGGUAUAGGCUGGUCAAAUCCAACCCUCAAAUAGACAAGCUUUCCAUGUAUACAUCAGUGAACUACAAUCAUGGCAUUCACCCAAAAGUCUGUCCACUUGGUAUUCGUGGUGAAGUCCAAUUUAAAAAGGAAUUGGAAAUUAAAAACAGGAAGGGACCCCGACCCUGCUUAGUAUCUUUUAGUUUGACCUCAGACAUUUAUAUCAGUGUAACAGAGAUUAUUAUCCUGCCUUUUUUUGCCAGUCGCUGUAUUUGAUCCUGUGUAUACAUGCAUGUUUUGUUUUAAGAAAAUCGUGAUGGGUAACUUAAACUCCAGGUCCAUUGUUGUGAAUUCACUGACUGACAGAACGCAGGAGAAACCAGUCUGCGGUGAUACGACUUUAGUAGGAAAUCAUUUCAUGACAUAUUUCUUCUGCGUUUUCUAACUGAACGUGGAUUACCAGAUUCUGUUCCAGGGAUCCUAACAGUAUGCUGUGUACCAGUCAUUCAUAAUUGAAUGACCCCCUUUGUGCUUUUAUAUUCAGGGGUGGACAGCAUAAACCAUUUCAAUCCAGUUAUCCUUAUCUGUACCCUUACUUGUUUAAAAGAAUCCAUACAAAUCGCUAUCCAGAACUAUAUGUAUUAAACAUGGAGUGGAAUGAAGCUCAAGUAAUGGCAUUGUCCACCCCUGUUUUACAUGGUGCCCAUAUACAAGAGUCUUUAGCACUGUGCUUUCCAGUGGCGCUGUGGCAAACCCGGAUACUGAACAGUAAGCAACAACAGGCAGCAUUACACUGUCUGAAAUUGCAUUGCAGCGUUUUGUAAAGCAUUUGCAAUAAGAGACUGUCACAUUUCUUAACGCCUAUAAUAAAAAAAAUCAAAAUAAAUGGAGCAAUAAUGAGACCGCUAGGUUGCACCAGUUAUUACAAAAUGUAUUGGGGCAUCUGUAUCUUUUGCAGCAAGCAUUCCUGCUGAGUAAUUGAGUGCGCAAAUGUGUCCUGGGCCAAAAGCGAUGACACUUAACUGAAGGUCAGUGGUGUAGGUUGGUAAGGCUCCAGAGGAAUGCACCAUCAAACGGAGCUGUCGGAGACAGUCUGAGGUGUGUAACAUGUGACAGGGGUCUUAUUACAAACUGCUUGGGUUUUACAGAUGUAACCAAUACAGAAGGAGGGGUGCAAGCCUCCUCUCGGGUUUGCUCAGUAGCUGUAACUGUUCCAAGGCUCCUGAGCGCAGUGCAACGCUGCACACUGAUGUAGCUCAGCUUUGGAGCAGCAUCUGACAAUGAUUUGGAGCGCCCUGAUUGGUUACCAGCCCUCAGCUGACCGGAGUUUCCCUUUGAACCGUGCCUGUACCACUGUGCAUCAAGUGAUACGGCUGUGACGAUCCUAACAGCAAUGCAAUGCUUGCAGGUGACUGUUUAUCCACAAAGUUUAAACUUUCAAAAUCACUCGGUAAAACCAAAAAGAAUACAAUGAUACGCAAGUUUCAGCAUGUCUGCCAAUGUCAUUCUGUGUCGUAGGGUUCACGUUUUACCUGUUCCAUUACCCACACACAGUUUGAUUUAUUGUGCCAGUGCUAUUUCCAUUACAUCUGAAGGGACCACUAUACUGUCCAUUACCAGCUACCAAUCUACAAGUUUGUGAAAUUCUGGAGAUUUAAAUAAAGUUCUAUCACUUUUUUUUUUUUCUCAUCCUACAAUUCAAUGAACUUUUUUUUUUUUUGUCCUUGAAAAUGCAGUGGAAAAGAAAUGGUUUAAAAAAAAUAAAUAAAGUCUUGAUUUA